GUACACAGCAGGCCCGGGGCUAGAGAGGGUGUCGUGCCUACUGUUUGGAAGACUGGGAUUGGGAGGUCGGAGUGGACUCCGACUUGUCUCGGAUUGCCCCGGAAUCCAUCCUGUCUCUGGGACUUGAUAUAACAUUAUGACCAUUAUUUUUAAUGGAAGAUGAUUGUAAGUGAAAACCUAAACCAAGAAGAAAUUAUUAAGGAACUGUGUUUGUGCAAUGGUUUAUCUUAUGAGAUGGUUGUGCAAGAAGGAUCAGAUACUUCAAAACUGGAGAUGUUUUUCUCAGGGUAUCCUCAUAUGGUCGGAUUAUCAUUAUUUCCUAAUUUAGCAAGUCUUACGAUUGUUGCUCAAGAUAUAAAAGAAAUUUCAGGGUUAGAGACUUGCUUCCAACUUAAAGAACUUUGGAUUGCUGAGUGCUGUAUAGAGAAAAUUGGAGGUCUUCAAGAAUGCAGAAAUUUGGAAAAACUGUAUUUGUAUUAUAAUAAAAUUUCUAAAAUAGAAAAUUUAGAGAAAUUAACCAAAUUGGAGGUUCUUUGGCUGAACCACAAUACAAUUAAAAAUAUUGAAGGCUUACAAACUUUGAAGAACUUAAAUGAUCUCAACCUUGCUGGAAAUCUAAUAAGCAGCAUUGGUCGAUGUCUUGAUCCCAAUGAACAACUGGAAAGAUUAAAUCUAUCUGGUAACCAAAUAUGUUCUUUCAAGGAUCUCACUAACUUAACCAGGUUGCGAUACUUAAAGGACUUAUGUCUCAAUGAUCCUCAAUAUACAACUAAUCCAGUUUGUCUUCUGUGGAAUUAUUCCACACAUGUAUUGUACCACUUGCCUUGCCUUCAAAGACUCGAUACAUUUGAUGUGUCAGCAAAGCACAUCAAGGAACUGGCGGAUACCACAGCAAUGAAAAAAAUAAUGUAUUACAAUAUGCGUAUAAAAACUGUUCAGAGGCAUCUUAAUGAGGACCUUGAAAAACUGAAUGACCGAAAAUGCAAAUUACAGAAGUUGCCAGAAGAACAAAUAAAAUUAUUAAGCUUUGUGAAAAAAAAUUUGGAACGGGAACUGGCUGAACUCAAGGGAUCUGAUAAAGGGCACAAUGGUAGAUCCAAUAAUAAAGUAACUGAGUUUGAAAAAUCAAAGAAUUGUGAAACUGUUACAGAAGAAUCAAGUUUUCAACAGAAGAUAUUGACCAAAUUAAAUGCCUUGAAUGAAAGGGUAACAUUCUGGAACAAAAAACUAGAUGAAAUUGAAGCAAGUUAUCAUAUUGAAGUAAAGCAAAAGAAGAAAAGUUACGGCUUAUUGAUCCCAUUUUUGUUAACUGAGUUGGAGACUGUGGGAAAUAUCCAUUUUGAAGCAGGCACUCGAUCUGAUGACUGGUUUAAUUCCUGCUAUGAAUUAAUUCUGUCACGUUUUUGUACUUGGGACUUCAGAACAUAUGGUAUUACAGGAAUAAAAGUAAAACGUAUCAUUAAAGUUAACAACCGUAUUCUGAGACUAAAAUUUGAGGAGAAAUUUCAGAAGUUUUUGGACAAUGAAGAUAUGCAUGAUUCAGAGAGCUAUCGAAAGAGGCUGGAAUGCCUUUUUUAUGUUUUUGAUCCUGCAGCUACAGUGAAGAAAAAGCAUCUGCUACAAAUACUUGAGAAAGGAUUCAAAGAGAGUGAAACAAGCAAGCUGCCUCUCAGGAAAGAAGCCGUUAUUCUUGCUAACAGCCUAAGUAUAUGUGAGUGUCCCCGAAUGGAAUUUCUAUGGCAAAAGUACAAGGAUGAGAAGAAAACCUCUCUUGAGCAUGAGCUCUUCAGGCAUGGCAUCCUCCUCGUUACAAAAGUUUUCCUUGGCCAUAGUAUUCAGGCUCAAGAACAAGAAUCCAUCAGUCAAGUUAACUCAAUGGUUAAUUCAGUGUUCAUUCCUCGGAAAUAUUUACCAAAUUCUGUCACGGAAAAAAGAAAUUGUGAUUGCAGCUUUCGGCAGUGCAAAUGGUUUGUCUUUGAUCAUGAACUUGUUUUGCCAGAAUACAUUGUUGAAUUUGAGUAUAUUACAAUGGCCAAGGUUCACUCUUUAUUUUCUUCCUUCAACAAUAUUAUUAUAGAAGAAAGCAAAAACAAUUCAGAAGGAUCAAUAUUGUCCCAGGAUUUAAAAUUUGAUGAUGAAGUUAUCAAAAUGGAGCCUAGAGUCAAGUCCCGACCAAAACUUGUUAGUUUGGAUGAUAAAACAAUACUUUCCCUUGCCAAGACUAGCCUUUACAGUCAUAUUGUGAGUCUGAAUCUACAUGGAAACAGUUUGAGUAAAUUGAGAGAGCUCUCCAAGUUAACGGGACUUCGAAAACUGAAUAUUAGCUUUAAUGAAUUUACUUCUUUAGAUGAUGUAUACCACUUGUAUAAUCUUGAAUAUUUGGAUGCAAGCCAUAACCAUGUGAUAACCCUUGAGGGAUUUAGAGGGCUGAUGAAACUGAAGCACUUAGACUUGAGCUGGAAUCAACUGAAAAAAUCUGGCGAUGAAAUAAACAUGUUAUGCAAACACACCACAAGCCUUCUCACUCUUGAUAUUCAACAUAAUCCAUGGCAAAAGCCAGCCACGUUGAGACUGAGUGUUAUUGCCAGAUUAAAAUCUCUUACACACUUAAAUGGACUCCGCAUUUCUGAAGAGGAAGUAACAGCAGCUAUGAAAUUUAUUACUGGAACAAGGAUUACUCAGUUAUCUCUCUUACGGCAUUCUAGUACUAAAGAGGAAAGACCACGGAUACUUAGUAUAUGGCCAUCUGCCAAAAUUCUGACACAGAUUUCAAAGUUAGGGCCACAUUCACAUCUGAGUGGAAACUGGUACUUGAAGAUAACCGCCUUAAAUUUAGAUGGACAACAUCUCUUUGAAAUCACAAAUUUAGAAAAAUUGGAAAAUUUGAAAUGGGCAUCAUUUAGCAACAAUAACCUCACUAAAAUGGAAGGUUUGGGAUCCUGUAUUAACUUGGAAGAGCUCACAUUAGAUGGAAACUGCAUUUCAAAGAUAGAAGGAAUUUCCAAGCUGACUAAAUUAACUCGCCUCAGCAUAAAUAAUAAUCUUCUCACUGGUUUGGAAAAGCAUACUUUUGAUAACAUGCUUCAUCUUCAUUCCCUUUCUCUUCAGAACAACAGAAUCACUUCACUGAGUGGUUUACAAAAAACUUAUACUCUAGUAGAAUUAUACAUAAGCAAUAACUAUAUUGCUGUCAAUCAGGAGAUCUACAAUUUAAAGGGUUUGUGCAACUUGGUCAUUCUAGACAUGUAUGGAAACAUUAUUAUAUGGAAUCAAGAAAACUACCGUUUGUUUGUAAUAUUUCAUCUUCCAGAACUGAAAGCUUUGGAUGGAAUCUCAAUU
Messenger RNA from Carlito syrichta (Philippine tarsier), 3339 nucleotides. Its product is annotated as leucine-rich repeat-containing protein 9. Gene Ontology annotation, molecular function: protein binding. The record is from RefSeq and is a predicted model, not a curated record. The annotation marks the transcript as partial. Lineage: Eukaryota; Metazoa; Chordata; Mammalia; Primates; Tarsiidae. The transcript is spliced from 23 exons.